UCUCAACCCAUAAAUUUCAAGGGCCUCAACUACAAUUAAGCCCAAUAACAAACUAUAUUUUGAUCCAACAAAUUUAAACUUAGGGUUUGUAUUUCCUGCCAAAGUCAUUCACAGACUAGGAGAAGCUGCUGCCGCCAUGGUUCUCAAGACUGAACUAUGUCGCUUUAGCGGCGCAAAGAUAUACCCUGGUAAGGGUAUCAGAUUUAUUCGCUCAGAUUCUCAGGUCUUCCUGUUCGCCAAUUCUAAAUGCAAGAGGUACUUCCACAACCGACUGAAGCCCUCAAAGCUCACCUGGACAGCUAUGUACAGGAAGCAACAUAAGAAGGACAUUGCUGCUGAAGCUGUUAAGAAGAGACGUCGCACAACCAAAAAACCGUACUCAAGGUCAAUAGUUGGUGCUACUUUGGAGGUCAUACAGAAGAGACGAACUGAAAAACCUGAAGUUCGUGAUGCUGCAAGAGAAGCUGCACUCCGUGAAAUAAAGGAGAGGAUUAAGAAAACCAAGGAUGAAAAGAAGGCCAAGAAGGCUGAGGUGAUGGCGAAGACACAAAAGACCCAAAGCAAGGGUGGUGUGCCCAAAGGUGCGGCACCAAAGGGCCCCAAGCUUGGAGGGGGUGGAGGGAAGCGCUGAAACCCCUAUUUCCUCGUAUUACUAGGUAUUCCUUCAAAGAAUUUUGUAUCACCGAUCAUACGAGGAUCAUGCAAUUUUGUUAUCUCAUGAAUUAUUAGUGUCAUGGUUUUGUCAAAGAAAUCAAAUGACGGUUUAUUAGUUAAUGUUCAUUUCUGGAAAAUUAAAUGGACCAACUGUUGUUCGCCUAAACUUUUUGCCCACUUCUAAAAUUGAAAUGGAUCUUGUAUUACCACCA
Molecule: messenger RNA, 866 nt
Organism: Jatropha curcas
Lineage: Eukaryota; Viridiplantae; Streptophyta; Magnoliopsida; Malpighiales; Euphorbiaceae
Product: large ribosomal subunit protein eL24
Biological process (GO): cytoplasmic translation
Cellular component (GO): cytosolic large ribosomal subunit
Molecular function (GO): structural constituent of ribosome; mRNA binding
Source: RefSeq, a predicted model, not a curated record